Molecule: messenger RNA, 7508 nt
Organism: Phasianus colchicus (ring-necked pheasant)
Lineage: Eukaryota; Metazoa; Chordata; Aves; Galliformes; Phasianidae
Gene: MARK1
Product: microtubule affinity regulating kinase 1
Biological process (GO): protein phosphorylation; intracellular signal transduction
Cellular component (GO): cytoplasm
Molecular function (GO): ATP binding; protein serine/threonine kinase activity
Source: RefSeq, a predicted model, not a curated record
AGUAUUACAGGGUACGUGUUCUGUUGUUGUUUGUGUGUUUGUGUUUUGUUGGUUGAUUGUGUGACCUUUUGGGGAACUUCAUGCUUUGGUGUUGCUGUCAGCUUUUUCACUAUUGCUCAUUAAAUACAUUUCCAGCAGUGUAUAAUAUUUUACUUAAAUGGAAUUAUUUUCAAACUGGGUGGUGUCAGGACUUCUGUAGCAGCAAAGAAGAUGCAAACUAGGCUCAUAUGCAUCUUUUUGUUCUCUUUCCCUUCAUAUGAUAGUUAUUAAUCCAAAGCUAAACUAAAUACAGCCGUUGACUAUUGGACUAAAACUAGUCGUGAUAGAAAGAAAUAUCAAUAGUACAUCAUCUGUUUUCCUAGUAUUGUCUUGAUUUAGUUGAAGAUAUUUCCAAGACUGGCUCAAUGGGACAUCAACAGAAGAAAGCAGCUAGUGAACUGGGAGACAGAGGAAUAUGUUGACAGGUUGUACAGUCACCAUAUGAGUAACUUAACUAUGAAGUUAAGUUUUUAGCCUGAGAUAAUUUUGGGGAAAGGGUAGAAGGCUUUCCAAAUUCAUGUCAGUUGUUGGAUGGUAGAAAGAUGGUAGGAAAUGAAUGGAUUCAAAUUAAUUCCUGUUUUAAUGUGAGCAUCUAAUCAGGUAAGCCACUUGAACUGGACAGUUGCAGACUGUAAGGUGCCUUACUUUACUGCUAGCCAGUCUGAUUUGAAGUAUGACCACCACAGGAGAGAGCAAACAGUUGCUGCUAAUGGUGAGCCAGAGGUCACCACUGCUGCCAGUGGUUACUUGCUGUCCCUCACCGUCUAGAUAGAGAAGUCUGGAAGUGCCUGACUUUGACAGCUUGCAGGCUGGGAGGAGGUUGGAAGACCAUAGCUGGGGAUCUGUGAUUCCUCACCCACUGACUGUCAUGGUCUGGAGAGAGAAAGCCCUGGUUAUUUUUUGCAUUUUUUGUCUUAUUGUUGGAUUGGCUGUUUGUUUCAAUGUCUGUAUUAAUUUUGAAUGCCUAUUAGCUUUUGUUCAACCCUUUAGUCAUAAAUUCCUUGUAUUCUUAAGCUUCAUCUGUAUAUGUAUGCAUACACAAAUAACAUUAUUUCUUCCAGUUUUUCAUAUCUCUGUAUUUUAAUGGACAGUAAAUUCAGUGUCUGUUGUUUUUGCAAUGUUUUUCCCUUCACUUCUUUUGCUGACAUGCACAACACAGACUUUCAUUAGUUAUUUUACUUCUUUUUCUUCAGUUUGGCUUUUGCAUUUCUUUUCUGUGCUCGCAUAUGACUUCUGUUUAUGGCUUGAAUUCAGUACAUUGACAGAUGUCUGCAGUAUGUGUUGGCCUGUUAAUAUUCAUAAUCAACUGUAUCAGCCUGUUUAAAACUGAAAGGAAGUAUUUUUAGCUGCGUUACAUCCUUUGCAAAAUCUUUGAGGAGCAUUGCUGUUGGUUGCUUUUCUUUCUUCCUCCCUCCCACCCCCAGAUUUUGGUAGUUUGUGAUGCUAAAUAACUGAAGGCCAAAGUUCAUAACAAGUGGUUGCCUGAGUGUAGAAGAAGGGGGCUCCAAGGAGAUGGUUGGCUGAGUACAGCUCAGCUCAUGCACUGAUUGUGAGUCAGUGCUUGUGAAAACAGUGUCUGCAGUAUGCAGAGCCUGACUGAAUCCUGGCUUAACUGCAUCUCCUUGGCUGUAGGCUUCCAGAGUCCUCUGUUGGUAUCAGGAGGAGGAAGGAGGGCCAGGAGAUAAUAAUGUGCCUGACAUGAAGAAGCUGAGCUGGUGUCCAGUAGCACAAGGGUCUGUGAAUGUGCUCACCUGACCAGGAGGGAUUCGUUUCCUCUGCCCUGAAGGCUGUAGCUCCCAAGAACAGGCAGAAAAUAGGCCCUAUUCAUCUGCUGUAUGUCCAUGCAAUUUUUUCCUCUUUAAUUCUCAAAAUUAACAGGUUGCCCAACUACUUUUAGAUAUGUCUGUGUUAUAUGAAAGGGAAUUCGAUGAGUCUCCACGUCCUUUAAAUUAGAAUUUCAAGAAUUUGGAAAGGAAUGUUGCAAAAUCCUUCUCAGUACUGGAGAUCUUCAAUUGAAACACGAUUUAAAGGAAAUCACAGAGCCCUGUGCUGCCCUAUGAUUUCUUUUGUAGGACGUUGUAUAGCUAUCAGGUCAGAUAUUAUAAUUGGCCAUCUCAUCACUUUUCAGCAGGAGACUGUACUUCAGAAAGUUAAUAAAACCUUGAGGUGAAAUGAUUUUAUCAGAAUGAGACAGCAGUCUGUCUUGAUGGAUUCAUCAUUGGACUAAUACACUCAUGGAAAUGUAAAGACUCAGGCAUACUGUCUAGCUUGCAAGGAAUAACUUCAUUUUCUGUUUCACGUGAUAGAAAUAUUAAGUGAUUUACCCAUGCAUGUUGUUCCUAAAGAAUAGCUUCUUAAGCAGGUGUUGCAUGCUCUUCUACCUCACCAAGCCUGUGUUCAUAAACAAAACAAAUCGGCAAGUCUCCUUCUUUCUUUGCUGGGCUUUAAUCUGCUUUGGUUCAUUUUUUUCCCCCAGUCCUUCUGAGUUUUUGCUUUGGUUUAGUUGCUAACUCGUUGCUGCUCAUCUCAUCAUCUGGAUGCAAGCCUCAGGCUUGCAGAUUGUAGUUUGCAGAAACAGCCCUUUCCCCUCUGUUUUGAAGUUGGGUAUUAAAGCAUCUUCCAUUUCUUGUAUUCCUGCAAUCACUUUGAGAAGCUCCAUGUGCCUGAUAUGAUCCUGUGCCUUAGGUUGUUUCAUGUCUCUCUCCUCCUGCCUUUCAUCAGGCCAGCUGAAAAAUGGUCUGGCUGCGUCGUUUAUAAGUGCAAUAAAAGCUCCUGCCAGUUUCCUUUGCCAGAAGUUUCACUUUCUGGUUGUUUUCCUGUUCGUGUUUAGUUGGUUCCAAUUAGCUAUCAGCAUUAGCUUUUCAUUUCAUUUUGUACUGUGGAAUACUUUGGAACUAACUGUGGGUGCCUGGUGCCUGUGGGUGCUGGCAGGGGAGCUGAGAAUGCUGUCUGCAGCUCGGUGCUGGCAGGAGAUAUCCCAGAAGAAGGCAGAAGGGACUGGCAAAGCUGAACGAUGAUCUCCUGAGAAAAGAGCAGCAGCUGGCAGGAAGCGUUGGAUGGUUUAAACGUGCCUAUGAGGCUGCAGCAGGAAUGACUUGUCUCCUUCCUUCCCCCCUCUGCUUCUCUGCUAAAAGGAUUCAUGUUAGGUUUUGCCUGUGAGGUAUGUUAACCAUUUCAUUUUGGGGAAAAAAAAGGAGACUCUCUUGCUUGGUACAAUUUGACUGGAGUUUCUAGGAGUACAGUGAAUGAUAAAUAAUUAAAAAUUAGUAAACCUAACAAGAUGUUAGGAAGAAUUCUUUUUCCUCCCCUUGGCUGCACCUGUGGCUUAUUGUAGCAGAUUUUAGCAAUCCUGCCUUAACUUCUGUUGGGUUUGAGACGACGGGCUCAGUUGUUUUGCAGUAGCAAUUAAUGGAGAAGAUAAGGGCUGGCUGUCCUGAAUUAGCCCUGGAAAAUGUUGUUUGUGUGUUUGAGAUGAGUCAGGAGCAAAAGCGCCAGGUUGCAAUAACGAUGCCAAUUUUGAGCACAAUAAAACAAGCACAGGAAGGUGCUGCUCUUUGCACCUGCUGCCAGCCUGCCUGGGGAAGCUUCCUGAAGGAGGGUGAGAAGCAGAGGCAUUGCAGUGCCUGUUGUUGGGCUGCAAGGCCUGCUGUGCUGCUAUGAAGCAUACCUCUGUGGAUGGAUACACUGAACCCCACGUCCAGCCUAUCAAGUCCAGUAGCAGACAGAACAUCCCCCGAUGUAGGAACUCAAUUACGUCUACAAAUGAGGAGCAUCCUCACAUUGGAAAUUAUCGCUUACUGAAAACAAUAGGAAAAGGAAAUUUUGCCAAAGUGAAGCUGGCAAGACAUGUUCUUACUGGAAGGGAGGUUGCUGUGAAAAUAAUUGAUAAAACCCAGCUAAAUCCUACUAGUCUGCAAAAGUUGUUUCGAGAAGUACGAAUAAUGAAGAUACUGAAUCAUCCCAAUAUUGUGAAAUUAUUUGAAGUCAUUGAAACUGAAAAGACAUUGUAUUUGGUAAUGGAAUAUGCCAGCGGGGGAGAAGUGUUUGACUACUUAGUUGCACAUGGAAGAAUGAAAGAAAAAGAAGCUCGUGCAAAAUUCAGGCAGAUUGUAUCUGCAGUGCAGUACUGUCAUCAGAAAUGCAUAGUUCAUCGUGAUCUUAAGGCAGAAAACCUUCUACUUGAUUCAGAUAUGAACAUUAAAAUUGCAGACUUUGGGUUUAGUAAUGAAUUUACAGUUGGUAAUAAACUGGACACAUUUUGUGGAAGCCCACCUUAUGCUGCUCCUGAACUUUUCCAAGGAAAGAAAUAUGAUGGUCCUGAAGUGGAUGUGUGGAGUCUUGGAGUGAUAUUGUACACACUAGUAAGCGGAUCAUUGCCAUUUGAUGGUCAGAAUCUAAAGGAAUUGAGGGAGCGAGUACUGAGGGGGAAGUAUCGUAUUCCGUUCUAUAUGUCCACAGACUGUGAAAAUCUACUUAAGAAGCUACUAGUACUGAAUCCAAUAAAACGAGGCAGCUUGGAACAAAUUAUGAAGGAUCGGUGGAUGAAUGUUGGCCAUGAAGAGGAAGAAUUGAAGCCAUAUACCGAGCCUGAACCAGACUUUAAUGACACCAAGAGAAUAGACAUUAUGGUAACAAUGGGUUUUUCAAGAGAAGAAAUCCACGAGUCUUUAGUAAACCAAAAGUACGAUGAAGUCAUGGCUACUUAUUUGCUUCUAGGUAGAAAACCACCUGAAUUUGAAGGAGGUGACUCCCUAUCCAGCAGCAACUUGGGUCAAAGAUCUCGUCCUAGCAGUGACCUCAACAACAGCUCUGUGCAGUCUCCUGCUCACUUGAAGGUCCAAAGGAGUAUAUCUACCAAUCAGAAACAACGGCGGUUCAGUGAUCAUGGUGGGGAUGACAUUCCAACAAUUGGUCCAUCAAUUCCUCCUACUGUAUCAUACACAAAAAGGGCUCAGGCAAACAGUGUGGAAAGUGAACAGAAAGAAGACUGGGACAAAGAUGUGUCACGCAAACUUAGCAGCACAACAGUGGGAUCCAAAGGAGAGAUGGCUGCAAGUCCACUUGUGGGUCCAGAAAGAAAGAAAUCAACUGCAGUUCCCAGUAACAAUGUAUUUUCUGGAAGUGGAAUGACAAGAAGGAACACUUACGUUUGUGAACGUUCUUCAGAUCGCUAUUCUGCAAUACAGAAUGGGAAGGACAACAGCCUAACAGAAAUGUCUGCAAGUAGCACAUCUUCUGCAGGCUCUGCAGUAGCUUCUGCUGUGUCAACACGGCCUCGACAUCAGAAGUCUAUGUCUGCCUCUGGUCACCCUAUAAAAGUCACACUGCCAACCAUCAGAGAUGGCACUGAAGGUUACCGACCAAGCAGUGCAACUCAAAGAGUGCCUGCUGCUUCCCCGUCUGCUCAUAGUAUUAGCACUACCACUCCAGACCGAACCCGCUUUCCUCGGGGGAGUUCAAGUCGAAGCACUUUCCAUGGUGAGCAGCUAAGGGAGCGGCGUAAUGCCACUUACAAUGGACCACCUGCCUCACCAUCACAUGAAACCGGUGCUUUUGCACAUGCUAGAAGAGGGACAUCAACUGGUAUAAUAAGCAAGAUAACUUCCAAGUUUGUUCGCAGGGAUCCAAGUGAAGGCGAAGCCAGUGGCAGAACUGACACCUCAAGGAGUGUUUCUGGAGAGCCGAAAGACAGAGAGAAGGAGGAUAGCAAAGAUUCGAAGCCACGUUCCUUGCGGUUCACGUGGAGUAUGAAGACCACCAGUUCUAUGGACCCGAACGAUAUGAUGAGAGAGAUUCGGAAGGUGUUAGACGCUAAUAACUGUGAUUAUGAACAAAAAGAGAGGUUUUUGCUCUUCUGCGUUCACGGUGAUGCGCGACAAGAUAGCCUUGUUCAGUGGGAGAUGGAGGUCUGCAAACUGCCGCGAUUGUCACUCAAUGGAGUUCGUUUCAAGAGAAUAUCUGGAACUUCUAUUGCAUUUAAGAACAUUGCAUCCAAGAUAGCAAACGAGCUUAAGCUGUAAAGAGAAAUUAAAUUUUUUGGGAUCAGGGAAGAUUCGUACACGAUCUACACUUUGAAUGUACUGGUUACGCCUAACGUGAUUGGCCUGUGAAACUCCCAUGUAGAAAUUGCCCUUAUUGCAAUAAGGUUAUACAUAGUUAUUCAGAAUUGUAAAGUUAAAUCCAGUAUGACCUAUAUUAAAUAACUAGCUAAAGAAGUUAUGUUCACAUGUACAGGUAAGUAUAUAGAGCAUUCUGUUCAUUUUAUGUUCAUAGGGUUGUAUAAUAAAAAGAUGACUGCUUAAAUUCAGAUCUUGUAUAGUUGUCUAGAUUUCUGCACAGAAAUGUAUGUUUGAUGCUUUGAGUUGGAGAAGUUCUUCCCUAUCAUUUACAUUUUUGGUGGUUUUUAUAAGUCUUACCUCUAUCAUGCGUUUUUAAAAAAAAAAAAAAAAAAAGAAACAAAAAACUUGUGUCCUGAGUCAAAUGCACAAAUGUAGUUUUCACAACUGUAGCAUGACCAUUUUUAUUUAAAGGUUGUUCAUCAUUUGAACCCAGAGUCGAUGGAUGAAUUGGCUUUAGUUCCACACAAGACUGUUCCUGCUUACCUUUGGCUCUUAUCCUUGUUAUUGGACAGUGUUGAGUUGAAAGAUACGAACAUGUUUACAGUGUUGGCACUUACAGUUUAAAACCUUUGUUUUGCCUUGGACUGGCUCAGAGCUAUGGGGGAACAGAAACCAGGCGUGAUGUUUUGUCUGCAAAUGAUAGUGCUUGCUCCCGUGGCCCAUUAACAAAUGUAGCACCAAAAUGGAGAACCGUAAUUAUUUCAUUUGAGUAUCAUGGUAUAAAAUAUCACUCGUUUGCUGCCUUCCGAAUACUAUAAAUUCCAUUUUAUGGAAAUAUAUUGGGACUGUUUAAUAGCACAAGAUGAUCUGAAGUGUUGACCAAUUGUAUAAGUUAAUAAUACCACCUCAGGAAUUAGCUUGGCUUUUGGAAUAUGUGCCCCCAAAGAGUACAUGCAGUUCCACGUACUAUUUUACAGCUGAACAUACAUUGUUUAUAACGAUAAAUUGUUGAUUUAUGCUUUGUGGUUGUACAGUUUGUUCCCACGUAACCUGUUUGUGUUUAAUAUUUUACCAGAUUUCUUGUAUUUAUUCCACAUCAUUAUGCCUGUAAUGUGCAGCUUUGUAAUUAGGCAUUUGCCUACAGAAAAGAAAAAAAAGCAAACCACAUUUCUUUUUUUUUUUUUUCCCUUCAUAAUUAAUGAUUAUAAAGUAUGUAAAACCACUAGUACUGGUACAUUUUAAUACUUGUUAUUUUGUACUGAAUUAACCAUAGAGGUUGGUUGUGCAAUGUUAUUUAAUGUCGUAAUUACUGUAAUAUCAACAUAUGGGCCCCAUCCACACACACUUGUGAAGAAUAGAAAGUUCAUUAAGAAAUUGUCACUUUAAAAAAUAAAAAUUAAAAAAAAAAAA